AGGCUGCUGGUUGUCUACCCCUGGACUCAGAGGUUCUUUGAGCACUUUGGGGACCUGAGCAGUGCUGAUGCUGUUAUGAAAAACCCUAAAGUGCAGGCCCAUGGCAAGAAGGUGCUAGCCUCCUUCGGUGAGGGCCUGAAGCAUCUCGACAACCUCAAGGGCACGUUUGCUACGCUGAGUGAGCUGCACUGUGACAAGCUGCACGUGGAUCCUGAGAACUUCAGGCUCCUAGGCAACGUGCUGGUGGUUGUGCUGGCUCGCCACUUUGGCAAGGAAUUCACCCCGGAGCUUCAGACUGCCUAUCAGAAGGUGGUGGCCGGUGUGGCUAAUGCCUUGGCCCACAAGUACCAUUGAGAUCCUGGCCUAUUUCUUGGUGACCAUUGGAAGACCAUAUUUCCCUAGAUUCUAUUUUCUGAACUUGG
Messenger RNA from Physeter macrocephalus (sperm whale), 422 nucleotides. RefSeq names its product hemoglobin subunit beta-1/2-like. NCBI's taxonomy places the organism in Eukaryota, Metazoa, Chordata, Mammalia, Artiodactyla, Physeteridae. The transcript has 2 exons. The annotation marks the transcript as partial. Gene Ontology annotation, cellular component: haptoglobin-hemoglobin complex; blood microparticle; hemoglobin complex. Gene Ontology annotation, biological process: hydrogen peroxide catabolic process; oxygen transport. Gene Ontology annotation, molecular function: oxygen carrier activity; peroxidase activity; organic acid binding. The record is from RefSeq and is a predicted model, not a curated record.